AUGACCUCGAUGAAAAGAUGGGCCGAGCACUUCAUUGAACUGCUAAAUGGAACUACUGCCAAUUCAAACGUUACUCCUAACCAAGAUGACUCGACACUUGACACUAAUCGGAGAGAUGACGAAUUCUUACCAACGGCUGAAGAAACUGCAUCUGCUAUACAGUGUCUUAAGAACCAAAGGUCCUUAGAAUAUGAUGGGAUACCGCCAGAACUCUUAAAACAGGGUGGCCCCAGCCUUGUUCGUGUUCUUCACGCGCUUAUAGAGAGGGUGUGGGUUGAUGAGACUAUGCCAGAAGAUUGGAACUCGGGUGUAAUCAUACCCUUACAUAAGAAAGGUGACACUUUGGACUGCCAUAAUUACAGAGGCAUCACGCUACUUAAUACCGAAGUUCUCUCCAACUUAAUUUAUUACCUAACUAAGCUUCAGCCAUAUGUCGAGAACACAAUUGGUCAGUAUCAAUGUGGUUUCCGUCGUAACAGAUCUACUAUGGACCAAGUUUUCGCACUCAGGACGAUAUUAGAAAAGAUGACGGAAUUCGGAAUACCAACACACCAUCUUUUUAAUAGAUUUUAA
Molecule: messenger RNA, 573 nt
Organism: Pieris macdunnoughi
Lineage: Eukaryota; Metazoa; Arthropoda; Insecta; Lepidoptera; Pieridae
Source: the annotation of a GenBank genome assembly